This is a messenger RNA of Nomia melanderi (Alkali bee), 5074 nucleotides long. RefSeq lists its product as uncharacterized. The record is from RefSeq and is a predicted model, not a curated record. Gene Ontology annotation, molecular function: protein binding. Gene Ontology annotation, biological process: transcription by RNA polymerase III. NCBI's taxonomy places the organism in Eukaryota, Metazoa, Arthropoda, Insecta, Hymenoptera, Halictidae. Gene Ontology annotation, cellular component: transcription factor TFIIIC complex.
UCAUAUGCAGGCAUGUAUAUGACCAAAUGUUUUCUGUUCAAUACGGAUAUAAUCGAUAAUGGAUUAUGUAUCUGCAAUGUAAUAUGAGAACGUUUUUUAUUUGAAUGCGAAAUAUACCACGUUGUAGACGCAUGCGUCACAAGUAUUAUAUCGAAUUGCAAUGUGUAUUCUACGACGAUGUCAGAAUGGUGCAUAAAGGUGAGGUUACGAGUUCGAACCUUGCUGUAGGAAGUUUAGAUCAAAUAUUUUUUUUCCGCAAGAAGAUAUUAUUUUUCAUGUAGAAAUAAAAUUUUUAAUAAAUUUGGUAAUAAUGAACAAAGAAACUGAAAAGUCUAAAGAUAUUUCUUCUGACAAUGUGGACUUAUCUAAUAAGUCGAAAAUGUCAUUACCUGGAAAUACUAAAAUGCUUAUUCUUUCUCCUAAAAUGUUACAAAAAAUUGGAAUUAAUGAUACUAUAAUAAAAGAGGGAAGUAUUACAUCUGCUGUCGGGCUUGUAAGAAAAGAUGAUACACUGAAAAAUAUUAUGUCCAAAGAGCAUGAGGAUUAUAAGGAUUCCAAGUUAUUUGAUAAUUCCAUAAACUCAGAACAUAUUAUAAAACCAAUAGAUGUUAAAGAUAAUGAUUUCCACAGAAAUGCAACAAAAGUGCCUAGAAUUAAUAGAGAUAAUGAAAAAUUAAUGUCUAAAGUAAAUUAUAUGAAACCGAUGAAAAGUAACUUUCAUGUUAUAGAAAAGGAGGAAGAUAAUAAUAAAAUAGUUAACAUAGAAGAUAUUCAAACUACCUCCAGUGAUAUACCAAAGCCUCGAGAAGUAUGCAUAAGAACUGAUCAAUGUAGCAAUGGAAAAAGUUUGAAUGAGAAUGUAGAGUGUCAAGGGGACAUAGACAGUAAAUACAAAAUUAAUGAAAAUUUACUUGGUAGAUCUAAACGAGUUCGUAAGUUAACUAAAUUUGAUGAUUAUAUUACUUCUUACAAACAAGAGAUUGCCAAUUUAGAUCAAAAGAAAAAGAGUACACCCAGUAAAGAGAAAAAACAGUCAAUAAAUGUUAAUAUUUUGCCAGAUGUAACUGAAGUAAAAAUUACAAUUAAUCCUAAAAGUAAGAAAAAUGAAAAUAUAAAUAAUUCUAUCACACCAGCUUUAACCAGGAAUUCACUGCCUUUAUACUUGAGUAAUGUUCCUGAGCAUCAUCCCAAUAUUAAAAAUAAUACAGAUAAUUCUACAGAGGACUUAAAUGACAAUUGUACGAAAGCUGAAGUUCAAAAAAUGUUUGGAAUGAAUGACAGAGCUAAUAGUGAAGAGCUUGAAGCAUCUAUGAAUACUUCUUUACUUGAGAAUACAAGACAAACUAAUAAAGAAAUAAACUUAAAGCUAGACCAAAUAGAAGAUUUAAGUGAUAAAAGCACAACUUUAUUAAAUUCUGAGAAUGUAAAAGCCAUUGGUAACAAUUCCACUAAGAAUGGACAUAAUCGAAUAACCAAUUCAGUAAUUCCAACAAACCAAAAUUCUAAUAGUCAAACUCCUUUAACUUCGCCAUCAGUAAGAAAAAGAGGAAGGCCAAGAAGAUCUUGUUCAGUACAACAAAUUCCAGGCACCUUGAAUAAUUCAGAAGAAAAUUUGGAAGUACUAAACAAUCUGACCAUUGCGGAAACAGUUGCAUCUAAUAAGAGACAUGAUGAGAAGUCACAUAAUAUUAGUACCAUUAACGACUUAAGUGAUAGUAGUAGUAUCGAAAGUAACACUUCAAAUUUGUCUAUUCAUAGAAAAAGAGGUAGGCCACCAGCUUCUGGUAGGAGUACAGGUAGAGGUAGAGGCAGAGGCAGAGGUAGAGGUAGAGGUAGAGGUAGAGGUAGAGGUAGAGGUAAUGGUAGAGGGAGAGGCAGAGGUAGAGGCAAAAGUAAAGAUACAGACAGAGACUCUUCAUUAGAAGAAUACAUACCAAAAUUAGAGGGACCAAUACCUUCAGACAACUCAAAAUUAGAAUCUUCUGCAGUAUUGGAUACUUCUCAUACAUCUGAAAUGGAUGUAGUAUGUGGUAAAUGUAUGGAAAAAAUGCCAAGAAAACAAUGGGAUUUGCACAGUUUGAUUAAACAUAAUAACAUGUCUUGGAUACAGGGCGAUGAACCUUUGGAUUUCGAUAAUGACAUUAAAUUAUGUAGAAGAGUACUAAUGGUUGCAAUUAAGAAAAAGAAGGGCAAGUUGACUUGUGAGAAAUGUGGUGCUAUUAAGAGAAGCGCAAAUGGUUUCCUAUCUCAUGUACAGUUUUGCGGAAAGUCUGAAGCAGAAAGACAAGCUCUAAUGGUGACAUGCCCUAUUUGUGGUGCUAUUAUGAUGCCAUCUUCUAUGGAGAUACAUGAGCGAACACAUAAGCAGGUAGAACAAAGUAGAAUAAAAGAACUUGAAUUAUUUUCGGCAGAUACUGAAAAAGUGAAACGCAAAGCUGCAGAGAAAGCGGUGUCAAAAAUUUCGGAAUUUACUGAACUUGUUAAAGAUAAUCCACCUACUGAGAAGAAAUUGAAACUCGAAUCUUCGCUUUUGAAACGUUUAAUAAAAACACCUGAACAAAAAAAGUCUGUACCAGGUGUAUGGAAAGGUAUAUGGAAAAAAGAACUAAAUUCACAGGGAACAAUAUCUUGCCAUCAAGUUUGUUGCGAUUUCAAAACUUCAUCAUUCGAUGAUAUGUGUAAACAUUUUUCUACUUGUAAUUUCGUUCCUGAAGAGUCUUAUGUAUGUAAGAUAUGUAAAUUUUCAAGCACUUCUCAUCAAGAAAUAGUAACACAUGUAACAGAAGUGCAUAAGACUGUAGAAGAAGCUGAUAAAUCUUCAGACUUUGAAGAAGAAAGUUAUAAUUUAGAUGAAAGAUUAUCGUACAAGUUCUUGGAACAAACAUAUAAAAUUCACUGGACAGAACCAUACUUUCCAGCUAUACUUUGGACUAUGGAAUUUGAACAAAAAAAUUACGAACUUCAUUUAUAUCAAGAUCAUACUCCUAAUGAAUUUAUACUUUUAAAAAAUGCUGAUGCUACUAAAUAUUUGCCACAAUUAGAAGUGUCCAUGAGAACAAAGACAGAAAGUACAAAAUCUGAUAAAUUGUCUGAUAAAGAAAUUUCAUGGAAACAAUUGAAAAGGUUCGAAGCUGAUUUGGAUGAAGGAGUUGCUACGUUUUUUACGGGUGGCCCAGUUUGGGCAAUAGCAUGGUUACCUAUUCCUUCACCAAUGUACUCUAAAAAAUCAAUCCAAUAUAUUGCUCUCAGUACUCAUCCAUGCAUGGAAAGUGAAUAUGCCGUAGGAAAACCAUAUACUGGAACUAAUAUAAUACAAAUUUGGAAUGUAGGACAUUUAGAUCAUGAAACUCAUAAUAUGACCGUACCUGCUUUAUCAUAUGCUCUUGCACAUAAUGCUGGUACUGUAUGGUGCUUAGAAUGGUGUCCAUCUGGAUGCUAUCAAGAUGAAAAUCUAAACAAUUAUAAGCGAGAAGACAAAACACAAUCUAAUCUUAAGCGAAUGGGUAUGCUUGCAGCAGCGUGUUCAGAUAGUACCGUACGCAUUUAUUCGUUACCCUUUCCAGAGGAACUUAAAUUUAAGAAAACUGAGGAUAACACAUGGCCUAUAUAUCAUACUGAUCCUGUAAUCAUAUUAGUUGUAAAUAUACCAAUGUACGAUAACAAUAAUCAGAAUUGGCAAUGUACCAAGAUAUCAUGGAGCAAAGAACAUGGGCAUAAUACAAUUGCUGCUGGUUUUUCAAAUGGAUAUAUUGCAUUAUGGGAUCUUACAUACAAUUCACCAUUAUCAAUGCAAAAAAGACAGAACACAUACUUUAUAAAUUCAUUUCAACAUUUUUUUGCGCAUGGUAAUGCUGUAAGUAUGCUAGCAUUGGUUCCAUUCAAUGGAACAAGAUUUCUAGCUUCAGGUGGUUUAGAUAGAGUAUAUAAGUUUUGGAAUUUAGAAGAUACAAGUACUCCUCAGAACUCUACACAAAAGGGCAUUAUAGCAGAUGGUGCGUGGUUGACACAUUGGCCAUGUGCUGUCAUUAGUUUUGAUGAUGCACUUGGAUACAAACAUACAAACUCAUAUUUAAUUCCAUUAAGAGACAAGGAAUCCAGGUUUUAUCCUAUUCUAGCAACAAAUUCUCCUACUUAUACUUUAUCAGUUUCUGAUUAUGGUAAUAGUAUUGCACAUGGUACAUUAGCAGGAGAGAUAGUGACACUCUUUCCUCAUCAACUUUUACAUGCUAAAGAUAUUGAUAAGGCAUUGCAAAAGAAAAAGAAGUUAAGUUCGUAUAUCAAAAUUGUGGAUUUCAUAAAAACAGAAAAUGAGGUUAAGGAAAAUAAAAAAAAUUCGAAAGAUUAUCAUUAUAUGCCUGAAAGUUAUAAAGAAUGCGCGGAUUGUUUUGGUGUAAUAUAUUGCGACAAAUUACAAGAUACUGAACGUCGCUCGCCACCGCAGUCGCUAUUCGCAGAAAAAUUAACUGCGAUUCCGGUGGAGCAAUAUCCAUUUAUGUCAGUAAAUAGGAUAUCGUGGAACCCAAACGCAUGGAGUUAUUUGUGGUUAGUAGCUGGGUAUCAAAAUGGUAUGGUAAGACUGUUAAGCUUUCAAUACAUGUCUGCAUUGCGUGAAUUGAAGACAUGGUUACCUCAACAUGCGGAACAAAUGCUAAAAAAAACAAACAAUGAUACAAAAGAAAGUUCUUAGUAUAUAAAAUAAUAAAUAUAAGUUAUGAUUUAUUUAAAAUUAAAUAUAAUAAAAUUAAUGAUGACUGCUUGUUCUCAAUUCGUAAUAAAUUAUUUUUUAUAAUUUUAUAUGCAUUAGGCUAUUUUGUAAAGUUAAAGUACUAAUGAUGAAAUUUCAUUAAAUAUAUAUUUAAGCAGUUUAGAUCAUUUAAACAGAAUAAUAUGUUUUGUAGAAUAUGUAUGCAUUUGUAUAAUUAAGAAUACUUAAAAUACUGUACUAAAACAAUAGUCAUUAUUACAAAUUUAUAUUAAUAAAUAAAAAUUGCGGCAAUUCUGAAUUCAAUACGAAUGCUUAUAAUCUAUUUAUAUUCUAAUGCAAAUAGUUACAACUGCCAUGAAAAUGAAUUCG